UCGAAUCACUGACACGCUGUUUGAGCCGAUCAUCCAAGGAAUCCAAGCCCGCGUCAGAGACAUCAGGCAAGAAAUACGUCCAUACGCCGACUCACGCAGCCGCUUCGCAUCUCAAGACAACCAGGACGAGGAACAUGGACCGGGCAAAUGAAGUCCUUUGACCAUAUUGAUGGGCAAGGCGUGAAAAGAUAUUCCACCUGAGGCGCAACUUGUUAGUAAGUAAUGAAGAAGGUUCUUUUGAAAGUACAACGGGCUGACUGGGGGCAAACCUUAGGCGUCUUUGUGGAGCACGAUGUUGAUGAGCCAGACUACACCCUCAAGCACGAGACACCGCCUCAAGUUUGGUUCCACGCAACGAGCCUAGUCCAGAAUGCUAUCCUGCCUCGGAAUCUGAGCGAGCGUCGAAUAAGUCCGCACAUUUCGAAGCCCUCAGCACAGGCCGAGUCACAGGAGGCGAGAGACUUCAAGCGACCAGGUCCAACAUAUGACGACGGAUGGAAGACGACGAGUUUUAGAUUCGUGAUUGGUGGAAAGAUGUGAUCCGGGAAUAGAGGACUCGCCGUAGGGGGAACAUGGUUCGAUAGGAAGCAGAAACACGACUGAAGCAGGUGAUGGCGGUGAUGGUACCCCAACUCUUAGACCCCAAGGCAAUAGAAGACUCGAGGCGCAGUUGCUCGGAUUAAAGGGCGACACUUGUGACCGUCGAGAUGAUUCCAAUAUUGAGUGGAGGGGAUGAGCCCCAUGUCAAUUUCUCCUGGCUUUGCGUGAAACAGCUUUGCCCCCAAGGCACCUGGGAAUUGUUGAUGUACCGCUCGAAAUAUUGAACCGUUAUAGGAAGUUGCUGAGCAUCUUUCUUGGGCUGACCUUGUUGAUUAGGGCCAAGGGCUCUCGAAGGGC
Neurospora tetraspora is the source of this 897-nucleotide messenger RNA. RefSeq lists its product as uncharacterized. The record is from RefSeq and is a predicted model, not a curated record. Lineage: Eukaryota; Fungi; Ascomycota; Sordariomycetes; Sordariales; Sordariaceae. The coding region runs from base 223 to 540 and encodes 105 amino acids. The transcript has a single exon.